Molecule: messenger RNA, 1677 nt
Organism: Botrytis byssoidea
Lineage: Eukaryota; Fungi; Ascomycota; Leotiomycetes; Helotiales; Sclerotiniaceae
Exons: 3
Coding region: 1-1677 (558 amino acids)
Biological process (GO): poly(A)+ mRNA export from nucleus; transcription elongation by RNA polymerase II; post-transcriptional tethering of RNA polymerase II gene DNA at nuclear periphery
Cellular component (GO): transcription export complex 2
Molecular function (GO): double-stranded DNA binding; RNA binding
Source: RefSeq, a predicted model, not a curated record
AUGGCUAUCCUCGAAGAGUUCCUCGAGUCUAUCCUGAAAUUUCUCAGGGCAAAAGAUGGAAUAAGCUUACAGUUAUGGCUUCUAGUCGAGCCUCCUCUACCCGAUCAUUAUUUCCAGCUUGGUCGAGAGUUGAAAGCGUCAUUUCAAAACAGCACAGCACUCGAACGACAUAUUGCGAAACUGCUGCCAGACGACCCCAACGCAAGUUAUGAGGAUGGUAACGUUUGGCCGGGCUUUUUGGCUUUCAUGAAGGACUACCUGGAGUUCUGGAGGGAUGUCAAUUUCGAGGACUUGUUGGAAACGCACUCACAACUCACUGUUUUAGCAAGUACUUGUCUAGCAGCUUUAUCCAAUCCGACAUAUGGGAUAGUGAUACUCCCGACGGCCAUUCAAUUAUCUACUGCCCUCGCGAAACUUGCAAUGACACUCGACAAGAGACCGGAUCUUACCAGAAGAUUGCGCAGAGUUGCUGAUGUCGAUGCUGGAGAGACGCGAAAGACUCUAGUAGAAGGAACUGCAGAAACAAUACAGCGUGCUUUUACAGUUUGUUUAACGGAAAGGACUACGAAUAGGAACGGGGUUGGGUCAGAUGGAAAGCCAGAGGGAAAGAAAGUUGGAAUAUACUCAUUCGCAAAUCUGGCUUUGAAACUCUUCUUUCAAUGCCGGAAAACGCGAUUGGCGAAUCAACUCAUCACGAAUAUCACCCAACACUCUCCGCCAUUGGAGCUUUACCCCGCAAGUCAAAGGGUAACAUAUCUUUAUUACCUUGGCCGAUACUUCUUCUCGAAUACCCACUUCUACCUCGCGCAGUGCAGUCUUCAGGCUGCGUACGACCAGUGUCAUGCACAGUGCAUCAACCAGCGACGUCUGAUUCUAAUCUACUUGAUAUCUUCAAAUAUGAUACUCGGUCGAUUUCCAUCUCGGCCUUUUAUGUCGCGUCCCGAAGCAGCUGGGGUCCUUGAAAGGUUUGCACCAAUUGUCAAGGCCAUCAAAUUGGGGAAUUUGGCCGCUUUCAAGCGUUCAUUAGGUCCAGAGGGUGGAAACGAAAAAUGGCUGUUUGACAAGGGCAUUCUUCUUCCACUAUUGUAUCGUUGUGAAACAUAUGUAUGGCGUUCACUUGCACGGCGCGUUUUAUGUUUGACCUACCAGUGGCCGUUCGAUCCCAAUUCAAAAAAAGCCCCAACUCUAAAUCUUGCCGAUUUAGUCACAGCUGCGCAGUAUUGCCAGAAAAUUCUUGAAGGUUGGCAGAGGCCUGCAGAUUCUGCCGCAUUUAUGCAGUCGGGUCGUACACACACAAAUACAAUGUUUAUAACAGCACAAGACUUGGUGAAGCCUCCGGUCGUGGUGAAACUUUCUCCAAAUGAUGGGGUAGUUUGGGGACGUAAAAUGCCAGAGAUGUUGGAUGUCGAAGCAAUUGUUGCGAGUUUAGUACAACAAGGACUAUUGAGGGGAUUCAUUAGUCAUAUACAGGGCAAGUUUGCGAUCUUGGGUGCAAAACAGAGGGGUGGACCAUUGAAUGCAGGGUUCCCACCAAUUUGGGAAGUUAUCAAAGAUAGAGCUGAGAAAGAUGGACACGGUAAUGAAGUACCGGGCUGGGUUACUGGUGAAAAUGGUGGAUAUACAAGUGGAGGAGUCGUUAAUCUAACUGGAAUCGCUCGACCCGCUGGGGCUACAUGA